Molecule: messenger RNA, 1837 nt
Organism: Gossypium raimondii (Peruvian cotton)
Lineage: Eukaryota; Viridiplantae; Streptophyta; Magnoliopsida; Malvales; Malvaceae
Product: tubulin gamma-1 chain
Exons: 12
Coding region: 243-1667 (474 amino acids)
Biological process (GO): cytoplasmic microtubule organization; mitotic spindle organization; mitotic sister chromatid segregation
Cellular component (GO): microtubule; gamma-tubulin complex; nucleus
Molecular function (GO): structural constituent of cytoskeleton; GTP binding
Source: RefSeq, a predicted model, not a curated record
AGAUGAUCCGAACCAUGACGAGCUUUAGGUGGCUGUGGUGUAGUUGGCCCUAUCUACUAUAAGAAAACAGCCAAAUAGGCAUUCUUUUAAAAUUUUCCCUCAUCUCUGUUUUCUUUUUGUUUUUAUUUUCAGUCUCUGGCGCCAAACACUCUUUUCCCCCAUUUUGAUCCGAAAUUCCAAACCCUAGUUUCAGUAGAAAGGAAAAAAAAGAAAAGAAAAAGUAAACAGAGCUAUAAAAAAUAAUGCCGAGAGAAAUCAUAACACUGCAGGUUGGACAAUGUGGGAACCAAAUCGGCAUGGAGUUCUGGAAACAGCUCUGCCUCGAACACGGCAUAAGCAAAGAAGGCAUACUUGAAGAUUUCGCUACUCAGGGAGGUGACAGGAAAGAUGUCUUUUUCUACCAAGCUGACGAUCAGCAUUAUAUUCCACGUGCUUUACUUAUAGAUUUGGAGCCUAGAGUGAUUAAUGGAAUUCAAAAUAGUGAUUACCGGAACCUGUACAAUCAUGAAAACAUCUUUGUUUCUGAUCAUGGUGGAGGUGCUGGAAACAACUGGGCCAGUGGAUAUCAUCAGGGGAAGGGUGUUGAAGAGGAUAUAAUGGACAUGAUUGACAGAGAAGCUGAUGGAAGUGAUAGUCUUGAGGGUUUUGUUUUAUGUCAUUCAAUUGCUGGAGGGACAGGCUCAGGUAUGGGUUCCUAUCUGUUGGAGGCUCUGAAUGAUCGCUACAGUAAGAAGCUGGUCCAGACAUAUAGUGUAUUUCCUAAUCAGAUGGAGACAAGUGAUGUGGUGGUCCAACCCUACAACUCACUUUUGACUCUCAAGCGACUAACUGUAAAUGCUGAUUGUGUUGUUGUUCUUGACAAUACUGCACUUAAUAGAAUUGCUGUGGAGCGUUUACAUCUAAGUAAUCCUACAUUUGCUCAAACAAAUUCUUUGGUCUCCACUGUAAUGUCUGCAAGCACAACUACAUUGCGGUAUCCAGGGUACAUGAACAACGAUUUGGUUGGUCUUCUUGCCUCUUUAAUUCCAACACCAAGAUGUCAUUUUCUUAUGACGGGUUACACACCACUUACAGUAGAGCGCCAGGCCAAUGUGAUACGCAAAACUACUGUCCUUGAUGUUAUGAGAAGACUUCUCCAGUCAAAAAAUAUCAUGGUUUCCUCUUACGCACGCACAAAAGAAGCUAGCCAAGCAAAGUAUAUUUCAAUACUUAAUAUAAUUCAGGGAGAAGUAGAUCCUACUCAGGUGCAUGAAAGUCUACAGAGGAUUCGUGAAAGAAAGCUAGUAAAUUUUAUUGAGUGGGGCCCUGCAAGUAUUCAGGUUGCUCUUUCUAGAAAGUCCCCAUAUGUUCAGACUGCCCAUAGGGUGAGUGGUCUUAUGCUAGCAAGCCACACCAGCAUCCGACAUCUCUUCAGCAAAUGUUUGAGCCAGUAUGAGAAGUUAAGAAAGAAGCAAGCGUUUCUUGACAAUUACCGGAAGUUCCCAAUGUUUGCUGACAAUGAUCUUUCAGAGUUUGAUGAAUCAAGGGAUAUAAUUGAAAGUUUGGUUGAUGAAUACAAGGCUUGUGAGUCACCAGAUUAUAUCAAAUGGGGAAUGGAGGAUCCUGGCCAUAGUUUAACCGCAGAAGGAAAUGCCUCGGGAACACUGGAUCCGAAACUGGAAGUGUGAACAGAAUCGUAUUUUCUCUCAGGAUACCCGCAUUAAUAUUAGGAACAUUCUGGGGAGUGGAUUGUAAAAAAAUAAAUUAAACUGUCAUUUUUGUCUUUGUCAAAAAAGGAAAACAAGUGUUGUGGAUUAUUGAAACAUAGCAUGUAAUAUGAUAUAUUUUUUAGUUUUUA